Selaginella moellendorffii is the source of this 2405-nucleotide messenger RNA. Its product is annotated as probable leucine-rich repeat receptor-like protein kinase At5g49770. Gene Ontology annotation, biological process: protein phosphorylation. Gene Ontology annotation, molecular function: protein binding; protein kinase activity; ATP binding. The transcript is spliced from 14 exons. The record is from RefSeq and is a predicted model, not a curated record. NCBI's taxonomy places the organism in Eukaryota, Viridiplantae, Streptophyta, Lycopodiopsida, Selaginellales, Selaginellaceae. The coding region runs from base 71 to 2386 and encodes 771 amino acids.
UCUUGAUGGAGAGCUCCCGGUUAGCUCGUUUGGUGACACGGGCUUUGACAACCUGACAGUGUUAAGACACAUGCAUCUCAACAACAACAAUCUUUCUGGUGCCAUCCCGGCUGCGCUGUCUACAAUGCCAAAACUAUUUCACUUGCUGCUGGACAACAAUAACUUUUCAGGAGCCAUACCUCCAGAAAUCGGCAAUUUGCCACAGCUGAGAAUCUUGAGACUCGAUAACAAUAAACUUGAGGGUCCUGUACCUGAAACCAUCAGCCGCAUGGCUUUACUCCUUGAGCUACAUUUGACUAAUAAUCCGCUCAAUGGGAGCUUGCCAGACUUGUCUGCUGUUCAGAACCUACAGCUCAUUCGAUCAGGCUAUGUGAACUUUAGCCCGUCAGAAAUACCACUGUGGUUGCUCAACAUGGCAAAACUUAAAACACUGGAAUUUUUCAAGGGAAACCUUGUCGGGCAGAUUCCGGAGGAGCUAUUCAGUCUUCCAAACCUUGAGGCAGCUUUUUUGGAUGAGAACCGUUUGAAUGGCUCCAUCGACUUUAGCACUGCAAGCCGGUCACUGGAACUGGUUUCGCUGGAAGAUAAUGAGAUUUCUAGCGUAACAUCUGUGCCAAGUCCUUUGACGAUCAGGCUUUCAGGAAAUCCUGUUUGCAGCAAUAACAAUCCUGACAAGUUUUGUUCGAGCAAUGGGAGAAUAUGGAACCCUUCAGUCAAUCGAUGCAAUAUAAUGUGCGACGAUCAGAAAACUUUGCAACCAGCUACGUGCUCCUGCGCGUAUCCACUAAUAUGCACGAUACAGUUCAUUACUCCACCCUUCUCAGCAAUAACGGUGGACAGGAUUGACAACGUUACGGGGCAGCUUUCCUUGGCGCUCAACAUUUCUCGGGGCCAGAUAUGGAUUGGAAGUGCAGACUUCACGUCCAAUCAUCGCCUUGUCAUGAACAUCCUUUUCUUUCCGCCCGGCAAGAAUGUCUACUUGGACCAAAGCUUGGUGUCGAAGAUUAUUCUCUUGCUGAGCAUACAGAGGGUCAGCGUGCCUGAGUUUGGGCCUAUGUUGCUCACAAACGCAAACCAGCCACAAACAACACCUCCGGUGGCAGCCAAACAAACUAAGUUUAUGUUUAUUGUCACGUUGUGCGUCUGCGUCGGAGUUUCAGCUGCGAUAGCGGGUCUCUGUAUCGUUCUUCUCGUUGUAAGGAGAAAACGGACUAGGAGCCCAAGCCACGAUUAUGGUUUCAGCAGCAUUGGGGAGAUUGCUCCCAAGUUCAAAGGAUGCAAAUGGUUUACUCUGGAUGACCUUAAGAAGGCAAGUGAUAACUUCUCAAGUAACCACUUGAUUGGUGUCGGUGGCUAUGGCAAGGUAUAUAAAGGACAGCUUCACACAGGAGAAUUAGUGGCAAUCAAGCGAGCCGAGAAAGAAUCCUUACAAGGCCUUGAAGAAUUCCGAACCGAGAUCGAGCUUUUUUCACGCUUGCACCACAAGAAUCUGGUGAACCUCAUCGGCUUUUGUACAGACGAUGGACAACAGAUGCUCGUGUACGAGUUCAUGCCCAACCGGACUUUAAGAGACCAUCUCUAUGCCUCUAAUACUGCAGAGCAAGCUCUCAACUGGAAGACACGUCUCUCCAUCGCACUCGGCUCUGCAAAAGGGCUGGAAUACCUUCACGAGCUGGCGGAUCCCCCCAUUAUCCACAGAGACGUCAAAUCCUCCAACAUUUUACUGGACGAGAACUUGGUGGCUAAAGUUGCGGACUUGGGCCUCUCAAAGCUGGCGCCAACUUGCAGUGACGAAAAGACAUAUAGCAGUGUCCAAGUGAAGGGAACUCUGGGGUACCUGGAUCCGGAGUACUAUGCUUAUCACCAGCUAUCAGCCAAGAGCGAUGUUUACAGCUUUGGAGUGGUGCUCAUAGAGAUCAUCACCGGGAAGCAGCCGAUUGACAAUGGCAGUUUCAUCGUCAAAGAGAUCAAGGAAUCGGUUGCCUGGGGUGGUGUCGCUUCGCUGCUCUCGUUUGUGGACAAGCGACUCCUGGACAAGACGACUGUAGAACAGGUGAAGAAGUACUUCCGGCUGGCACUGCAGUGCGUGGAGGACUCCGGCCAGGACAGACCGAAGAUGAACGAGGUGGUGAAGAAGCUUGAGGAGAUAAUCAAGUUGCAAGAGGUGCAUGGCUCCAGUGAUCACCAACAAAAUCACCAACAAAACGGUGACAGUAACGAGAAGGAGACCACCGGAGAGAGCAGCUUUGACGUUGGAGCUUUGAAUCCAGAGCUUUACGCUUGGUCCAGUGAUGACGCGGAAGAUCCAACUUUCCAAGCUUUCGGUUUUACUGCAGCAGGGGAGAGGCAAGCCGGAUUGGACCACCGAUGUACAGUAGACGAUUGAAAAGAAGGGCUCUAUAGUU